Vitrella brassicaformis is the source of this 1987-nucleotide messenger RNA. Lineage: Eukaryota; Vitrellaceae. The record is from the annotation of a GenBank genome assembly.
UUCGGUGUACAUAGCUUAAUCUCAAGGCACGGCGCACGGUCGCGCAGCUAGGUCUCAUCUCAUCUCACCAGCGAGAAAUUGCAUGCACCUGUCGUGGCUAUCCGUCUGCAGGGUGUCCCAUACCCGUCAGCUGAUCAUCAUUUCCACCAGCAGCGUGCGACGAAGCCACAUGUUGCUGCAGCGCCAGAACAGGCGGCGGCGUCGCCCGCGGUCGGCGGAAUGAUCACCAGCAAACAGAGCACACCAGCUCACACUCAUGCUGUCCCUUCCGAUCGAACUAACAAAUAAGGGACUACACCGGAUGCAUCGCGCCAGCCAUCACACAAGACACGGCAACAUUUCAUUGGUGAACAAAUCAGCAGCAGGAGGCAGCUGUGCGGCAGGGAUGGCCUCGCCCGCCCUGUCAGUCACGAUCUCGUGUUCAGCCAGGAACUGCAAGAGCUCCUGCCACCUCUCCUCCUCCAUGCGGCCCCACCCACCGUCGGCUGUCAGGUAGCUGCCCGUGAUGGCGUCCUGGGAGGCCGCUACGAAUGCAGUGUCGGCCAGUGAGGCGUGCCGGGCCGUCUCGCACAAAAGCUUGGCCGCCUCUUGCCUGCAUCAUGGGGGGGAGGCAGAGAAACGACCCGUGUAUCCACCCGAUGCAUCGAUGGGUUGUGUACCUGUUGGUUUCUGCGAACGCAUAUCCCCGUGCAGUGGCCUUGAGGAAGCUCUUGACUGAUGCGGCAAAUGCAGCAUCCUUCAGCUUGUCGCCCCGACACAGCAGCACUGAACAAACCACAGCCAAAAAUCUUGGAAACCAGGUGUGUGUGUGUCCGUCAUGUGUACCUGGGCUGUAGCCGUAGGGGACGGCAUAGUCCUCAAGCUUGAAGUACGUCAGCUCACUGCCAAGCCUGACGGAUGAACACCAGACAGACAUGCCACGCAAGUACAUGUGCGUAUUGCUUGUGUGCAGCUGCCUUGCUAGGGUGAGCAGUCCAUACCUUUCUGCGAGCACGCCCUCCCAGUGGGUGAAGAUCCAGGUAGCGUCAGCCUUGGAGGCGCGAAGCAUCGACUCGACCACAGAGGAGGCCUUCAUCGUCUGACACACAGGCCAAACAGACACAUGGAUGGGUGGAGGGAUGGGGGAAGGGAUGGAUGAAGCGAGUCACCUCUUGGUCUUGGUAGCCGUGGAAGUUGAGCAGCUUCUCUUCAACAUCGCCCCUCCCACCAUCAUUCCUCACCAUCUGACCCACAAGGCAGACCAACAACACUCACUCACUCACUCACUUAUGUGUGCAUCUCUUUCCCUCCCUCCCUCCCUCCCUCCCUCCCUCCCUCACCUGUUUGACGAUGCCCAUCUCGAAGCGGCCCUCGUAGGAUGCGUAUGCCUUGCCAUCAAGGUCGCGGGGCCUCGAUAUGCCACUGGCCUUCAUCGUCACGAUGGCUGACGUCGACUUCUGCAGGAGCGCUGCAACCGCCACCAGCCUGGGCUUUGACGGUUCGGUCGUGUGGAAGCUGCAUACAUACACAUGUGCAUUGCACACGUGGUCGUGCCAGGCAGGGUCCUUGUGAUGCAUGUUUCCCUCUGACCUGAUGGCGCUUUCGCUCGGCGUCACUGCAAAGUCCGCCUCGCCUGCCGCCACCUGGGAAUGCGCACACACACUACACUCAUGAACAGGCGCACACAGGGGCUGACAACCAAAGGGAGAUCUUGACCUUUCGUGCUGGGGUGAGCUUCGCCUGACUGGGCUCCGAUGGCGCCUCACUGCCUUGUGUGGAGGGCUCAUCGGGCGAGAUGCACACGACAUCCAGGCCCUCCUCCUUGUACCUGUGAGGUGUACACACAGAUCUUCGUGUAUGCAAUGCUGAACGGUACUAUCCUCCUUACACACCAGCUUUUCGCGAUGGCAACGUAGAUGCCCGUGUGGUUGGUGUUUGGCGUCCAGUCAAGGGCAAUACGCAGCUGUUGCAUCACGACGGGCAGUCCUAGACCCCAGCGAGGUCUUAG